This is a messenger RNA of Lachancea fermentati, 834 nucleotides long. The record is from the annotation of a GenBank genome assembly. Lineage: Eukaryota; Fungi; Ascomycota; Saccharomycetes; Saccharomycetales; Saccharomycetaceae.
AUGACCUCAAUUGGGACAGGUUACGACCUUUCAAAUAGUGUGUUUUCUCCGGAUGGAAGAAACUUUCAAAUGGAAUACGCAGUUAAAGCUGUGGAAAACGGUGCAACUUCCAUUGGAAUAAAAUGUCAAGACGGUGUAGUGUUUGCGGUUGAGAAAUUGGUUACGUCCAAACUACUGGUCCCCAACAGAAACAGAAAAAUUCAAACAAUUGAUCGUCACAUCGGGUGCGUUUACUCUGGCUUGAUGCCUGAUGGAAGACACCUAGUAAACAGAGGACGUGAGGAAGCUUCUAGUUUCAAAAAAAUGUACGCACAACCCAUUCCAAUCCCUGCAUUUGCUGAUAGACUUGGUCAAUACGUUCAAGCACAUACAUUAUACAAUAGCGUGAGGCCAUUCGGUAUCACAGCUAUUUUUGGUGGUGUGGACGAGAACGGUGCUCAUCUUUAUAUGCUGGAACCAAGUGGAACUUAUUGGGGUUACAAAGGAGCAGCUUCUGGUAAAGGCAGGCAGUCCGCAAAGGCAGAGCUUGAGAAACUUGUGACUAAUAAACUAGAUAUGACAGCCAAGGAAGCAGUAAAAGAAGCUGCCAGAAUAAUUCAUCUAGCACAUGAAGACAAUAAGGAAAAAGACUUCGAAUUAGAGAUGAGCUGGUGCUCGUUAUCGGAAACCAAUGGUCUCCACAAAGCUAUCCCCAUUGACUUGUUCAAUGAGGCCGUUGCAUAUGCGAAGAGGGAAAAUGGUGACGAUAGUGAUAGCGAUGAACCAAGUGAUGACAACGAAGAAAGUGACAAUGAUGAAAAAAAGGAUGCCGAAGGGGACGUACAACUAGAGUAA